Eurytemora carolleeae is the source of this 1858-nucleotide messenger RNA. RefSeq names its product neo-calmodulin. Bases 8 to 559 code for a protein of 183 amino acids. Gene Ontology annotation, molecular function: calcium ion binding; enzyme regulator activity. The transcript has 10 exons. The record is from RefSeq and is a predicted model, not a curated record. NCBI's taxonomy places the organism in Eukaryota, Metazoa, Arthropoda, Copepoda, Calanoida, Temoridae.
CUUGAAUAUGGCCGAUUUUGUACCAGAGGAAAUAGAUCUUAAAAACAUAAUGGAUGGGAUGAGUCAGGAUAAACUGGAUGAGUUCAAGGAGAUAUUUUCAUUCUUCGACAGAGAUGGGGGUGGUGAUAUAACUUCAGCAGAACUUGGACAGGUGAUGAGAACGUUUGGAUGGAACCCUACAGAGCUAGAGGUUCAGGAGCUGAUAAGUGAGGUGGAUCAGGAUGGAAACGGAGUAAUCAGCUUUAAUGAAUUUCUCUGGCUGAUGACAAGAGAGGUUCAUGAUGCUGAUGUUGAAGAGGAGAUACGUGAAGCGUUCAGAGUCUUCGACAAGGAAGGAAACGGUUUCAUUACCGUUGCAGACUUAACGGCUGUAAUGGAGAAUUUGGGGGAAAAGUUGACAAAAGAGGAAACUAUGGAGUUGAUAAACGAGGCGGAUCUGGACGGGGAUGGACAUGUAAACUACGACGAGUUUGUUGCCAUGCUCUUUAAGAGACCAACUCCUGCUGCACCUGUACAAAAGGAGAAGAGAAACAAAGUCGGAGGGAUUGUGUUUGUUUAAAGAGAAAAUCGGAGGCGUCAUUUUUGUCAAAUUUUGGAUAUCGAAGGCGCCAUCUUUGUUUUAAAGAGAAUGUAUGAUGGAAAAAGUGUUAUCGAACAUACUAAUAAAGACCAUCGGAGGCAUCAAUCACCCUUUGAAAAAUUAGACAAUCGGGGGCACAUGUUCGUAAUUUGUCAUGGUAAUUUGGUUUCUCUUCAAUGUACUAAAUCGGAGGGAACAGUUUUUUCUAAAACAUAUCGAAGAAAUUGUAACAAUGUUUCAAAGAUUAUAAUGUUUAAAAAUUAAUCAGUGGAAUUAAAUUACAAAAUAGUGUAACACCAGGGUACUAUUAUUAUCAGUAAAAUGUAAACAAUAAUCAAGAUUAGGUGGAUCAAUGUAAACAAUAAUCAAGAUUAGGUGGAUCAAUGUAAUUUCAUUUUCUUCUUUUAACCCCUUCAAGCGAUGUAAUAAAACCUUUAUUUUUUAAGUUUGCUAAAAAAAUUUUAAAACAAAAUAUAUGUUUAUGAUAAAACUAUUAAAUAAAAUUAUAAUGUUUUUCAAAACCUUCAUGCUUCUUGCAGGCCGAUCAACUCUGUGAAAAUGAGCUCUCAUAGGAAAAAGUUGGAAGGUGAAGGAAAUGAAAAGUGCACACUAGCCACUAACUAUAACUUGAUAAUCCCUAUAUCUCUGCAACCUUAUGCAACACUUCUGAUGGUCCAAGUGUGAAAUAUCAAAGUUUUACGCCGUAAGGUGACAAAGAUAUAAGGGUUAAAAAAUUAAAAUUUUUGGAAAGUGAUCAGUUCCUAUAUACUAUUAUAACUAUUUGUAUUUCUGAAAAAUCAUUAAUUUGAAAACUUGUAUUUUUUCUUAUUUUGAAGCAAAUUUGAUAUUUCUUAAUAAAUGUCAUAUCAAAUGUAUUAUGUAUGUUUGAUUCCUAAUGUUUUAGAUAAACAUAAUCAAAAUGAUUAUAAAUAUAACAUGCAGGGAAGGGAUACCUAAUCAAAAUAGUAUUAUAUUGAUCAUAAUUCUAAUGAUUUCUGGGACUAGAGGCAGAAUUUAAAGAUUUUAAACUGCAUCGCUGAUCCGACAAAACCUGUUUUAAUUGAGCGCCGGCUGUAAUCUCGAAACACAAUUUCAAGUGGAACCAACCAUGUUUGAACUGCUUCUCAUAUUUGAGCCGCCGCUCAAAUUAAUUAAUAAUUUGAGAGAAGGUGCUGAACCACAUAAACAUAUAUCUAGAGAUGAGUGCGGUUUGUUUUCGUUUUCAUUUCUUUCAUUUCUUUCAUUUCUUUCAUUUCUUUCAUUUCUUUCAUUUCUUUC